Molecule: messenger RNA, 1668 nt
Organism: Cuscuta campestris
Lineage: Eukaryota; Viridiplantae; Streptophyta; Magnoliopsida; Solanales; Convolvulaceae
Source: the annotation of a GenBank genome assembly
ACCACCGUCCCGGCCCAAGCCACCGCUCACCACCUAAAAACUCCAAAUUCAGCUUCUGAUUCUUGGAAUUCCCAAAUUUUCCCAGAGCUCAAUGUUUUUCUGUGCUCUCAUCUCUUCUUGAGAAAUAAAUCAAUCAUGUACAGAUCCUCAAUUCUCGUCCCCGUCGUCACCCUCCUUGUCACCGUUCCUCUGCUUUUCCUCUUGGCUCCCAGAAUUCUUCCUCCGCGCCGUCUCUCCAUCACCGCCCCCGACGAGCUCGACGAUCUCUCCCUCUUCGAGAAGGCCAUCGUCGCCCAGACCACUUUCCCCAAACGCCCCUCUCGCGGCGGCCCUUCCAACAAAUUCCGGCUCGGAUCCACCGCCACCCGCCGCCCCAAAAUCGCCUUCCUCUUCCUCACCAACACUGACCUCUACUUUGCCCCGCUUUGGGAGCUCUUCUUCAAUGGAACCCCACCCGUGGAUCCGCAUUUCUACAACAUCUACAUCCACGCCGACCCGACUGUCCCCAUUUCCCCUCCCGGGGGCGUCUUCAAGGAUCGGUUCAUCCCGGCUAAACGGACCCAGAGAUCCUCUCCCACUCUCGUCUCCGCCGCGCGCCGCCUCAUCGCCACCGCAAUGUUGGACGACCCGGCGAACGAGUUCUUUGCGCUCAUAUCCCAGCACUGUAUACCCCUCCACUCCUUCGGUUACUUUUACAAUUUUCUCCUUGAUACCCGUAAGCUCUCCCACCAAAUGCAGUACCCUAGCUACAUAGAGAUCUCGUCCGAUUCGCCCUUUCUGUGGCGCAGGUACAUUGCCAGGGGAGAAGACGUGAUGGAGCCGGAGGUCCGAUUCCAGGAAUUCCGGAUCGGGUCCCAAUUCUUCGUCCUCACCCGCAGGGACUCUUUGCUGGUGAUCAAAGAUCGGCGGCUUUGGAGGAAAUUCAGGAAACCCUGCAUAGACAUUGAAUCCUGCUACCCGGAGGAACAUUACUUCCCAACCCUAAUCUCAAUGCAGAAUCCAAAUGGGUCGGCGGGCCACACAUUAACCCGGGUGAAUUGGACCGACUCAGUGGACGGGCAUCCCCACACCUACCACCCUCAGGAGGUCUCGCCGGAGCUUAUAUACACUCUCAGGAAAUCGAACUCCACUUAUUCGUAUAUGUUCGCCAGGAAAUUCUCUUCGGAUUGCCUCAAGUCCUUGAUGGAAAUGGCGGAUUCAGUGAUCUUCAAAGAUUAGAUUUUUUUCCUUCCCCGGAGUCAGCUGAGAAGGAAUUUUAUUGAGGUGGUUGUGAUGGCAAUUCAGGCACUCUUGGACACAGGUUUGAUUGGUGGGGUUUUUUCAACAACAAAAAAAAAAGAAAAAAGAAAAAGAAACCCCUCACAGCCAAAGUGAAUUGUGUAUCUGAAGCCUGGAAAGAGCUUUCCAUCAAAGAAAGAAGAAAACUGAGGGAACAAACAAAGAAUACAAAAGUGCAGAGUAAAAGUAGUAGUAGUCAAGAAGAAGCAUGGGAUGUAAUGUUUGGAUGUCUGUUGAUAUGGGUUUUCUUCCCCUUUGUGUUUUUAAUUAACUGUUAUGUACAUAUAACUUUUAUGUAUGGGUUUUUUCUUCUGUCUUCAAUGUCAUUGUUAAGCAGAUGACACUAUUAGCUACUUAAAAUUUUAAAACUACUGCAAUUUUAGUAUUCUU